Mixia osmundae IAM 14324 is the source of this 972-nucleotide messenger RNA. RefSeq lists its product as uncharacterized. NCBI's taxonomy places the organism in Eukaryota, Fungi, Basidiomycota, Mixiomycetes, Mixiales, Mixiaceae. Bases 1 to 972 code for a protein of 323 amino acids. The record is from RefSeq and is a predicted model, not a curated record. The transcript is spliced from 3 exons.
AUGUCCUCCAGAGCCCGGGACAGCGAGCGAGAAGCUCUUCAUCAGUCUGGCAGUGCUCGUCAGCGGGACUCAUACUCGCCCGAGCCUUCUACAUCUUAUCGUGAUCGGCAUAGCUCGACCUAUUCGUCCUCUCACAGGCAGCACGACGACCGAACCCACUCGCACAGAGAUGACAGGCGAGAGACGGCACAUAGAACCUCACGAUACGACCGUCCGGAUGACGCAGAUCGACGGCAUCGUACGAGCGACGACAGCAGGGAGAGAGCAUAUAAAUCAAGGGAUCGCAGAGACGACCGACGUGACCCUCGUGGCGAUGACCGCUCGAGCCGCAAGCACAGCUCACGACGCAGUAGAACACCCCUGAGCGAAUCAGAGUCUUCAGAUGCAUCUGGCUCGCGCAGGCGGUCCUCGCAUCGACACGAAGAAUCUCGCGAGGAGCGUCGAGCGCGUAAAGAGGCCAAGCGGGUCAGGCGAGAAGCCAAGGCGACAAAGAAGGCAAAGAAGCUAGGCGUCGUGGGCCACGAAUAUGGCUCGAGAGGCAUCCUGAACGAGGCAGACAUUUUCACCAAGGACAUGGAAUUCAAUGCAUGGCUCAUGGAGGAGCGCAAGAUCAACCCAGAGACGGUCACACACGCCAAACGGAGAGAGAUGUUCAAGAUCUUUGCCGAGGACUACAACACUGUCACGCUCCCGCAUGAAAAGUACUACAACCUCGAGGCGUACGAGAAGCGGAUGUCAGCCGUACGAAUGGGCGAGACAGUCGAGGACACGAGCGAGUACGACUUUCGCAAGGACGAAGAGGCACUGCGCAAAGCAGGCAGAGCGCCUACAAAGCAGAGCGAUACCUUUCUCACGCGCGAACAGCUCGAAGAUCUCCGAAAGAUCGAGCGACAGCGUAUCGAGGCAAGCAAGAUGAAGACGCUGGGAUUGGAAGUCAAGCAAAGCAUGGGCGUACGCUACGAGGACGGCUGA